CGGGAGCACUUGCAAUAUGGCUGCCACGGUCAAGUCCUCCGUCAAGGUCUUCGGCGGGCUCCUGCAGCGGCUGACCCAUCGCUCGAGCGCCUGCGCGUGCGACAUGACUUUCGCGGUCUACAUGCCGCCGCAGGCCGCCGCGGCGCCUGUGCCGGUGGUGUACUGGCUCUCCGGCCUGACGUGCACCGACGAGAACUUCCACCAGAAGAGCGGUUUCGCGCGCGCCGCAUCGCAGCUCGGCCUGUGUGUCGUCAUGCCCGACACCUCACCUCGCGGCGUGCAGAUUGACGGCGCGGACGACUCGUACGACUUUGGCUCGGGCGCCGGCUUCUACGUGGACGCCACGCAGCCCAAGUGGCGCGACCACUACCAGAUGUACUCCUACGUCAAGGCCGAGCUGCCGGAAGUGGUGGCGGCCGCGUACCCCGGCAAGCUGUCGCCGGCGGCAUCCAUCUGCGGUCACUCCAUGGGCGGGCACGGCGCACUCACCCUCUUUCUCAAGAACCCGGGCAUGUACCGCUCAGUUUCCGCCUUUGCGCCCAUCUGCAACCCAACCGCGGUGCCGUGGGGGGACAAGGCCUUCAAGGGCUACCUGGGGUCGGUGGAGGCGGGCGCGGCGCACGAUGCGACCGAGCUGAUGAGGCAGUACUCGGGGCCCCCAUUCAAGAUACUGAUUGACCAGGGCGCCGCCGACAACUUUCUCUCCGGGGAGGUCAACCAGCUGCGCCCCGACACAUUUGCCGCCGUGUGCAACGAGCGCGGCGUCGAACUCGAGCUGCGCAUGCAGGAGGGCUACGAUCACUCGUACUACUUCAUCUCCAGCUUCAUCGCCGACCACCUCGCGUUCCACGCCGCCGCUCUAAAGUAGGCCUCACUCCGGGCCAGGGCGCGCGCAAGAGAGCGGGGAGAGUGACGUGCCUGCCCGUUCACUCGAGACUCGUGUGUUCACAACGGAGUUCAGUUCACCGCUCUGCUUGAGGUAGGCAUGUACAGUGGGGCCCAGUGUCUCAGUUAUCAGCGACUGGCAGUAUCCGUUCCCACGCAUGCCAAGUAGCAUCACCAAGCCUCCAUUUUGUUCUUUUUUCGGCCAC
Emiliania huxleyi CCMP1516 is the source of this 1091-nucleotide messenger RNA. RefSeq lists its product as hypothetical. Gene Ontology annotation, cellular component: cytosol. The record is from RefSeq and is a predicted model, not a curated record. Gene Ontology annotation, molecular function: S-formylglutathione hydrolase activity. NCBI's taxonomy places the organism in Eukaryota, Haptophyta, Isochrysidales, Noelaerhabdaceae. Gene Ontology annotation, biological process: formaldehyde catabolic process. The transcript is spliced from 5 exons. The coding region runs from base 17 to 868 and encodes 283 amino acids.